AGAAUAAAUUCACAAUGUAUCGAUUGAAGAGUCUAAUAAAGUGUCUCCAAGCUUCUUGAAAUAUUAUCAGAAAUUGCAAUCGCUUGUUUGUGAAUGAAAAAUACGUAGCGGCAGCCUUAAGAGUCGAUAGAGGGCCCAGGCAACAUUUGGUGCAAGAUCCGGUUCGAAAAGCAGCCGUCAUUUAUGCGGCGCUGUGAGCACUGAGCCUGAGGCCUAGUGAACCUCGACUAGCAUCGUAUCAGGCAGCAGCUACUUCCAACCCAUCGCCCUUUAAUCUAGACGCUUGUUCCCUCCAUACACAUAAAACACCUCCCAACUUGAUUUUUGUACUGCUCGAGAAUUGGCGAACAGUGGUUUCUCCCAUAACAUGGUUCCUGAAGAAUUGCUUUCGACCCUUCGACAAGAAGUUUGUGCGUUAGAAAGUAGAAGGAAAGACCUGUUGGCCCGCCUUGAAGAAACGACCACGUCGCUCGUCGAAGUUCAAUCACUUUUGACAAGAAAAACGGUGCAAGCACAUACAAUUCAAAACCUUCUUGCACCCGUGUCUCGUCUUCCAGAUGAGGUCCUGUUGGCUAUAUUCGAAGAAGCAGUGCGAACUCAGGAGCAAGGACAAAUCACACGGACGGAGAUAGCCAUAUCCUGCACUUCGCAUCACUGGAGACAGAUUGCGGUCAAUGCCCCUCGGUUGUGGAACAGCCUCUGUAUCAGGGCAGAGGUUCCUGUCGCUGUUUCACAAAUCUACAUUUCCCGCUCCGCGAGCAUUCCUCUUACAGUCGAAUUCCGUGAACGUGAAGCCGCUUGGCCCGGCGCAGAUAAACGUAGCAUGGCACAUCUUGGUUGUGCUCUUGAUGCAAUAAUGCCUUCGGUCCCUCGUUGGCGGCGUAUAGUCGUUCUGCACAGAUCUUACCCGUACUUUACGCAUGUCUUUCGGGAACUUCGAAAGGCACCCCCCUUGAAGAUGCUUCAGAGCAUUUCUAUGAGAUCACCGGGCGUAUGCGGACCAUGUCCGCUGUUGCUUGGUGAAUCGGCUCCAGCCUUGGAGUCACUUGAAGUUGAAGACAUGCCCCUUCCACCCCCAGUCACGCAGACUUUUGAUGCUGCCCGUUACAGCGUUGCAGGGCUGACCACGUUGCGGUUGCGUGUGCGUGGUAUGGGAGCUGGAAGCUCCCAUGCAGCAACCGAUCCCUCUGCUUUCAGAGCAUUGAUAGGUUCAGCCCCGAUGUUAAGCACCCUGGAAAUCUAUGGACAACCCAUAAACUUUGGCCAGGAGAGAGUCAAUGACGAAGACAUUCUUCCCCUGGAGAUUCCUCGUCUGCGCACUCUGGUCCUUCAUCCAAACACGCAGUAUCCUCGCGAUUUGCGUCACUUUAUCUCGGUGAUCAAAGCACCAACUCUCCGUCACUUUGAGCUAGUCUAUCCUGACAACGCUCCGCCUGGACAAGAUGUAUCCGAUCUUCUAUUUGACCCUUUCCCACUAACCAGAUUUCCUUGUGUGGAGACUGUGCGUCUUCAUAAAGCAGUUAACGCGGACACAAUCUCGGCAUUUAUGAGUGCGUUCCCGGUCGCGACUCGCAUCAAACUCGGCAAUUCGGAUGCUAGCUGGCUUUUCGGAGACCUAACUUCUAAUAACACGCGCAGUUCGCGGACCUCAUCGCAUAUCCAGCACCUCACUGUCAUUUCUCCACUUCACAACACAUUGCUACAGAUGUACAAGUGGCUUCUCGGUGCGACUAGCCAAGCCCAUCGGUUACCGAUAAUAACACUAGAAGGGCCCAUCCGUGUUCUCGACUGCCCUGAAUUUCUUACCCAAUUUUCGAAACUUGCGAGCUGCACGGAAGUACGGCUAUGCGGCGUUGACCUCUCCACGUUGGGGUAGAUCGCUUGGCGCACGCGUCUAUCAUAUAAUUAGUUAGUUAGAGCCUGUUCCCCAAGUCGUAGCCCUACGCUGUGAAUACAAUAAUACACGAGC
Messenger RNA from Suillus clintonianus, 1969 nucleotides. RefSeq lists its product as uncharacterized. Gene Ontology annotation, molecular function: protein binding. The transcript is spliced from 3 exons. Lineage: Eukaryota; Fungi; Basidiomycota; Agaricomycetes; Boletales; Suillaceae. The coding region runs from base 368 to 1876 and encodes 502 amino acids. The record is from RefSeq and is a predicted model, not a curated record.